AUGCGCUUCUCAACUAGUCUGGUGUUGCGCCCAAAGCUCCACGGUUGGAGCUCGAGUAUCAAAGAGUUAAUUUCUAAAGGAAAAUGGCAAGAUGGGAUUUACCAUUUUUAUGAAAUGAAGCAUGCUGAAGUUGAACAAACAGACCCUUCACUGUUUCCUCUCCUUUUUAAGGCUUGCUCAAAUAUCUCCUGUGUCCAUGGAAGAUCCCUUCAUGCCUGUUUGAUCAAGCAAGGCUUUGAAUCAUUGACUUCCAUUGGUAAUGCCCUUAUGGACUUCUACAUGAAGGGUAGAUUCAUAGAUUCUGCAAUGACUGUGUUUGACUGCAUGAGUAGUAAAGACUCGGUUACUUGGAAUAUAAUGAUUCAUGGGCACCUUGAUCGGGGUGGUCUAGGAGAAGGAUUAUGGUGGUUUUAUAAAGCAAGGAUUGCCGGGUUUGAACCCAAUACUUCCAUUUUGGUGCUUGUAAUUCAAGCUUGUCGUACCCUUGGAGCUUACUGUGAAGGACAAGAAGUUCAUGGCUAUGUCGUUCGAACUGGGUUUCAGGCUAUUCAUUCAGUCCAAAAUUCUCUGUUGAGAAUGUAUGUAGAUGUCGAUGUUGACCGUGCACAAAGAUUGUUCGAUGAAAUGUCUGAGAAAGAUGUUAUUUCGUGGAGUGUGAUGAUUGGGGGUUAUAUACAAAGUGAGGAAGCCUCUUCUGGCCUGCAAUUGUUUCAGAAAAUGAUUUCAGGUGCAGGGAUCGAACCGGAUGGCAUAACUGCGGUUUGUGUUCUUAAAGGUUGCACAAAUUUGAGGGACUUGAUUAUGGGAAGAAUUGUCCACGCAUCGGUAGUUUGUAGAGGUUUAGAUUCUGAUUUAUUUGUUGGAAACUCUUUGAUUGAUAUGUAUUGCAAGUGCGAAAAUACUGAUUCUGCAUUCAAAGUUUUCAAUGAGAUGCCUCGAAAGAACGACGUCUCAUGGAAUUCUAUGUUAUCUGGGUUUGUGCUAAAUGUGAAGUAUUCAGAAGCACUCUCACUGAUUUAUUCAAUGGGGAAGGAAGAUAAUGAAGUAGAUGAGAUAUCUCUCGUGAAUAUUCUUCAGGUGUGCAAGUAUUUUGUUCACCCGAUCGGGUGCAAGUCAGUUCACUGUAUAAUACUUCGACUGGCAUAUGAAUCGAAUGAAGUACUAUUUAAUUCUCUUGUUGACGCUUAUGCAAACUGUUAUCUUAUCGAGCAUGCUUGGGAACUUUUUAGUGCCAUGAAGAGAAGGGAUGUGGUUUCAUGGAGCACAAUGAUUGCUGGGUUCACCCAUUGUGGUAUGCCUGCUGAAGCAAUUUCCGUCUUCCACGCGAUGAACCAGACACAACAGAAGCCUAAUGCAGUUACCAUCAUAAAUCUGCUUGAAGCUUGCUCAGUUAUGGCUGAAGUAAAGAGGUCGAAGUGGGCUCAUGGAAUUGCGAUUCGCAGAGGCUUGGGAGGAGAAGUAACUGUGGGGACUGCAAUCGUGGAUACGUACUCAAAAUGUGGAGCCAUAGAAGCCUCAAGGAAGGCUUUUGAUCAAAUUUCCCAGAAAAACAUUGUCUCAUGGAGUGCCAUGGUAUCAGCUUAUGGCAUGAAUGGCCUUUCACAAGAAGCAUUGUCCUUGAUCACUGAAAUGAAAUCACAAGGCUUGAAUCCCAACUCAGUGACAACUCUCUCAGUUCUAUCAGCAUGUAGCCACGGCGGGUUACUCAAAGAGGGGCUUUCCUUCUUCAAAUCAAUGGUUCAAGAUCACGGAAUUGAGCCGGAGUUGGAACAUUAUUCUUGCAUAGUCGACAUGCUCGCUCGGGCAGGAAAACUCGACAUGGCCUUGGAUUUCAUCAACAAUAUGCCUAAAACUUUGAAUGCUGGAGCAAGCUCAUGGGGGGCAAUCUUGAGUGCAUGUAGAAUCUAUGGAAACAGAGAGCUCGGAGACGGAGCUGCUGCUCACAUUCUUGAAAUGGAGCCUCUGAACUCAGCUGGGUAUUUGCUGGCUUCAAGCAUGUAUGCAGCUGGGGGAUUGUGGGCUGAUGCUGCUAGAAUGAGAUGGCUGGCAAAGGAAAGAGGUGUAAGGGUUACUGGGGGUUAUAGUUUGGUGCAUGUCGAUAACAAGGCAUGUAAAUUUGUUGCUGGAGAUAAGUCUCAUCCACAGGCUAGUGAGAUUAACACUUUAGUUGAGGAGUUGCAUAGUUGUUUGAAGAUUGAUGAGAGGGAUAUAUUCUUGUGUAGCUAUAUAUAAAUUUACAGUUAAAUUUGUUUAUAAAUAGCAAGUAUUUGUGCCUGUCAAUCGGGCCCAAAAUUUUUUCAAA
Mangifera indica (mango) is the source of this 2302-nucleotide messenger RNA. Its product is annotated as pentatricopeptide repeat-containing protein At2g17210. The record is from RefSeq and is a predicted model, not a curated record. Lineage: Eukaryota; Viridiplantae; Streptophyta; Magnoliopsida; Sapindales; Anacardiaceae. Gene Ontology annotation, molecular function: RNA binding; protein binding. Gene Ontology annotation, biological process: RNA modification. The coding region runs from base 1 to 2232 and encodes 743 amino acids. The transcript has a single exon.